AUGUCCCGGUUUCUGUUUCUUCUCUUCAUCUCUGCGCUCCUGGCCUUGAGCGUUACCGCCUCAGAUUACUAUGAGCGAUUGACUCUGACCCCUUUACCCCUCGGUUCUCUCCUCGCCUCGUUCGACUUCCGCAGCAAUGAAAGUGCCACGGACUAUGAAGCCCAGAAUUUCAGAUACUUCCCCCGCUCUCUGGGCCAGGCGUUGAGGCAUGCCGACACGCAAGAACUACAUCUGAGGUUUACCACAGGACGAUGGGACCCGGAGACUUGGGGAGCGCGUCCAUGGGACGGCACAAAAGAGGGUGGCACCGGAGUGGAGCUAUGGGCAUGGAUAGAGGCAGACUCAGAAGAAGAAGCGUUUGCGAAGUGGACAACCUUGACACAAUCGCUCUCUGGCUUGUUCUGCGCCUCGUUGAAUUUCAUCGAUUCAACAAGGACCACUAAACCUGCCUUGUCCUUCCAGCCUUCAGGGAGAUUCCAGAGUAUGAGCCAGAAACUUCAUUUCUUGCAUGGGGUACUUCCGGGAGAAGUAGUGUGCACAGAGAAUUUGACCCCCUUCCUGAAACUCCUGCCGUGCAAAGGCAAGGCGGGGAUAUCAAGCCUUCUGGAUGGGCAUAAGGUUUUCGACGCUUCAUGGCAGAGCAUGGCUAUUGAUGUUCGGCCAAAGUGCUCUACUGGGGUUGGCGAGCGCCAAAUGGAGAUCAGCCAGACCAUUGACAUUGUCCUCGACAUUGAACGGUCCAAGCGGCCGCGAGACAAUCCAAUUCCCAGACCGAUACCUCCAGAACAACUUGUCUGCGAUGAGUCCAAGCCUUAUCAUUCGCACGAUACUUGUUAUCCUCGCGACAUGGUGGAUGAAAUGCCGUGGUCUCUCAAGGAUGUCUUUGGAAGGACUUUGGCUGGGACAUGUCCUCUAGCGGAUGACGAGGGUCCUGAUUCAAAAGCUGUGUGCCUGAACGUGCCGCACGAUCGAAUGGUGUUAGUCAGCCAUAGCGGGUUUGAAGUCAAAUCCGAGCCAGGUCCUAAUGAAUCAAGGUGUUAUUCGAUAAUGCCUUUCGAAGAAUUCGAUCUCGAAGUGCCCCGACAGCAAUCUAGCACCAGAAAGCACGAUCUGGGCCAUGAGCUCCUUCGAGCAGAAAGGACCAUGACCGGCCACGGCGCUGCACACGGUGGCAUGCGCACCAUCUUUACAAACCCAUCCUCGACCGAGUCCGUUCAAUUCGUCUAUUUCGAGAGCCUGCCCUGGUUCAUGCGCCCUUACAUGCACACCCUCAAGGCUCAAAUCACUCAUUCAUCCUCAACGCCUUUCGACACUUCCAGACUGGAGGAAGAAAAGAUAAUCAUGGACAUGUAUUACCGGCCCGCAAUCGACCGACAUCGUGGCACGCAGCUCGAACUCCUCCUCACUGUCCCGCCCCUCACCACUGUCUCACUAACAUACGCCUUUGAAAAAUCGAUCCUUCGCUAUACAGAAUAUCCGCCGGACGCGAAUCGCGGAUUCAACAUCCCCCCUGCGGUCAUCCGCAUCCUCUCGCCACAGCUCACUGAUCCGGUCACAGGAAAUGCAAGGGAUGUGUAUAUUAGGACGACAAGCUUACUAUUGCCAUUGCCGACGCCGGAUUUUUCGAUGCCAUACAAUGUGAUCAUAUUGACGAGUACCGUCAUGGCGUUGGCGUUUGGCAGCAUCUAUAACUUGUUGGUGAGGAGGUUUGUUGGUGCUGAUGAGGUUGGAGAAGGGAAAUUACACGGCUUCAUGAAGAGGGUAAGGGGUGUGGUACAAGGAAUGGUUGUACGAGCCAAGGAUCGAUUACAGGGGAAAGGGAAAGUGGAAUAG
Messenger RNA from Cladophialophora psammophila CBS 110553, 1833 nucleotides. RefSeq names its product phosphatidylinositol glycan, class T. Lineage: Eukaryota; Fungi; Ascomycota; Eurotiomycetes; Chaetothyriales; Herpotrichiellaceae. Gene Ontology annotation, biological process: attachment of GPI anchor to protein. Gene Ontology annotation, cellular component: GPI-anchor transamidase complex. The record is from RefSeq and is a predicted model, not a curated record. The coding region runs from base 1 to 1833 and encodes 610 amino acids. The transcript has a single exon.